AUGGCUGGAAAUCAGAAUCGAAAUUCCAGCACCAUCAUCACCAUGUUCGUGAAAAUUUUGGCCUUAGUAGCUUUAGUUUCCGCAGCUUCAGCUGCUCCUCAAUACCUAGCCGGUUCUGCUUAUGCGUCUCCUUUGGCUGUCGCUCAUGCUCCAGUAGCCACCGUAGCACAUGCUCCAGUGGCUGUCGCUCACGCUCCAGUAGCUGUCGCUCACGCUCCAGUAGCUGUUGCCCACGCUCCAGUUGCUGUCGCUGACGAAUACGACCCACACCCAUCCUACUCCUUCUCCUACUCCGUCAACGACGCUUUGACCGGAGACUCCAAGGGACAGACCGAGACCCGUGACGGAGAUGUCGUCCAGGGUAGCUACUCACUCGCCGAACCCGAUGGUUCCAUCAGAACCGUUGACUACACCGCUGACCCCAUCAACGGAUUCAACGCAAACGUGCACAAGGAUGCUCCAGCUGCUCAUGCUGCUCCAGUAGCCGUUGCACAUGCUCCAGUCGCUGUCGCACACGCUCCAGUCGCUGUCGCCCACGCUCCAGUCGCCACUGUAGCUCACGCUCCAUUGGCAUAUUCUAGUCCACUUGGUUAUGCUGGCGCUCCAGAAUUUUUGUUGAGCUGA
Nezara viridula (southern green stink bug) is the source of this 624-nucleotide messenger RNA. NCBI's taxonomy places the organism in Eukaryota, Metazoa, Arthropoda, Insecta, Hemiptera, Pentatomidae. The record is from the annotation of a GenBank genome assembly.